AUUUGAAGCUUUUCAUUACAAACCUGCAAAAUGGAGAAACUGAACCUUUGUGAUAUAUCUGAGGUGUUGUCAGUGGAAUUGAUUGAUAAAAUAUUUAAACUAAAGACUCAUAGCCAAGACGACGCGGUUAAAAUUGAAAUAUUGCGAGCUGGGCCUGCAGGAGAAGGAUUACUUGGUGCCGUUUAUCGAAUUUAUGCUUCAGGUUAUCAACACAGCACCACGUUAAUCGCGAAAGGACUAGUGCGAGAUUUAUUAUUGAGAAAAACUUUACAAUGCGCAAAAUUUUUUGCUCGAGAAAUAUUGUUUUACUCGAAAGUAUUACCAAAACUAGUGGAAAUACAAACGUCGUUAGGAGCCAAGGAAAGAAUACAAAAUUAUUUACCAAUUUGUUUCUAUAAUUAUUGCGACGGUAAAAAUGAUUAUUUCGUGCUCGAAGACUUAGCAGAAAGAGGGUUUUCUUCGAUAUCACACAAUCACACAGAUGUAGAAAAAGCUGGCAUAUUGAGAGCCAUAGCACAUUUCCACGCUACUUCGAUAGCUAUGAGAUUAAGGAAUCCAGAAGUGUUCUAUCAAUUAGUGAAGCAAUGCCCAGAAUCUUAUUAUACUGAAGAUAGAAGAGUAUGGUACUGCAAGUAUCUUAAAUCUGCUCUUGAUGUCGAUAAACUGGUUAUAGCAGAGUAUGAAAAUAUCGAUAGUAUUUAUUACAAGAAAUUUAUGAGUGUUUUUAACAGUGACGUUUAUAAACAAUUGAUGGAAAUUACCUCAACUUUGAGUGAACAUCCUGUACUUAAUCAUGGAGAUUGUUGGUCCCCAAAUUUUAUGAAAUCCAAAGAUCAAGUCGUUGUCUUUGACUUUCAGUUAAUAAGGUUUUGUUCACCAGCUACUGAUCUUUCUUCAUUUUUGCUAUGUAACCUAACUGGUAAUCGUCGAAAAGAUGACUUUGUAAAAUCAGUGGACUUGUAUCAUAAUUACUUGGGUUAUUUUUUGCAUGAUAUGAAUUUAGAUGUGAAUAAAAUAUUCCCCAGACAUGUUCUCGACGAAGAAUUGAGAAAGUAUGGGAAAUAUGGAUUUUAUACAAAUUUGACAUCAAUUCCAUUGAUUGCAAGUGAAAAGUGUGACGUCAUGAAUACAUUCGAAGAAAUAUACCGCGGCAAAGAUGUUAUUCCCCUGGAGGAUCUGUGGAAGUUAACACCAAUGAAAACUCGUGAACACAAACUGCGCUUAGUGAAUGCAUUACACGUAGCUGUUGAUUUGGGACUUUUAUAAAGCAUAUUUUCAUUAUCAAACUUUUUUGCGUUAAAAGUAGGUACCUAAAGUUUUAUUAAAAGUUAAAAUUAA
Colias croceus (clouded yellow) is the source of this 1338-nucleotide messenger RNA. RefSeq lists its product as uncharacterized. The record is from RefSeq and is a predicted model, not a curated record. NCBI's taxonomy places the organism in Eukaryota, Metazoa, Arthropoda, Insecta, Lepidoptera, Pieridae. The transcript has a single exon. The coding region runs from base 31 to 1266 and encodes 411 amino acids.